This is a messenger RNA of Drosophila gunungcola (fruit fly), 1466 nucleotides long. RefSeq names its product circumsporozoite protein. The record is from RefSeq and is a predicted model, not a curated record. The transcript has 6 exons. NCBI's taxonomy places the organism in Eukaryota, Metazoa, Arthropoda, Insecta, Diptera, Drosophilidae. The coding region runs from base 56 to 1390 and encodes 444 amino acids.
UUUUUGGUAUAAAAGGCAAGCAAAACACCGAAUUAUCUUUAGUUCGAUAUCAAACAUGAAAAUAAUAGUAGUCAGUCUAUUGUUGGCGAUUUCCCUACUGGAACAUCGUGCAGUCAGCGCCAAAAGUGUUCUAAAUACUUUGGCCAACGAAAUUGGUGCAGAUGCCUCCGCUUUGGGUGAUGAAUUGGGAGAAGAGGUUGGUCAAUUUGGUGAAGAGGCUACCAAAACCGGCAUUGCAUAUGGCAAGGCAGCGGAAAAUGCCUCCUCCGGUUGGCAGCUUGGACGGGAUGGCAAUAUUUUCGGUCACGAACUGGGAGAUGAGGGCACUGUUUUAGGGCAUGAGGCCUCAAAUAGCGCCAUUAACUUUGGACACGAAGUCUCUCAGGAAGCGGAACAAGCUGCCAGUGCCGAGCUUAGUUCCUUGCUAAACCAAUCCGCAAACUCCUCUGGCUUAACAAAGAAAUCUGUCAUUAAGCGAGAAAUCGUGAGCAAAGAAAAUCCCUCCGUUACCUGUGCUUGCACCUGUUCAAGUAAUGGAAAUGUCACUAAAAUUGCAAAUGCGGCCCAUGAUGUAGCUAGCGCUGCUGGUAAAGUGGCCUCGAGUGUUGCCGGUGCCGCUGGAAAUGUAGCUGGGGAUGCUGCAAGUGCAGCUGGAACUGUUGCUCAUGAUGCUGCCGGAGUUGCCUCGAGUGUGGCUGGAAGUGUUGCAAGUGCUGCCGGAAAUGUUGCCGGAGAUGCAGCAAGUACUGCUGGAAGUGUUGCAAGUGCUGCUGGAAGUGUCGCUGGAAGUGUUGCAGGUGCUGCUGGAAAUGUAGCUGGAAGUAUUGCAAGUGCAGCUGGAACUGUAGCUGGCGAUGCAGCUAGUGCUGCUGGAAAUAUUGCCGGAGAUGCAGCAAAUGCUGUUGGUAGUGUUGCAAGUGCUGCAGGAAAUGCAGCUGGUAGUGUUGCAAGUGCUGCCGCAAAUGCAGCUGGAAGUGUUGCAAGUGCAGCUGGGAAUGUGGCCGGUGAUGCAGCUAAUACUGCUGGAAGUAUUGCUGGUGACGUGGGCAACGCUAUUGGUGGUGUUACAAAUGCCGCUGGAAAUGUUGCAGGUGAUAUUGGAAAUGACGCUGGAAAUAUUGCCGGAGAUAUUGGAAAAACGGUCGGCAACAUAGCUGGAGAUGCAGCAAAUGCCGCCAGCAAUGUUGCGGGAGAUGCAGCUAACGCUGCUGGAAAUAUUGCUGGUGACGUGGGUAACGCUAUUGGUGGUGUUGAAAAUGCCGCCGGAAACGUUGCAGGUGAUAUUGGAAAUGCCGCUGGAAAUAUUGCCGGAGAUAUUGGAAAAACCGCCGGCAACAUAGCUGGAAAUGUAGCAAAUGCUGCAAGCAAUAUAUUCCACGAAAUAUUUUAGAGUGCACAUAAUAAUUUCUACUUCAUUAUUCUAAUAAACGAACGAGCAAAUUAAUAAAACAGCCAUUUUAAAUUUA